This is a messenger RNA of Hermetia illucens (black soldier fly), 729 nucleotides long. Its product is annotated as nucleolar protein 16. Lineage: Eukaryota; Metazoa; Arthropoda; Insecta; Diptera; Stratiomyidae. Bases 73 to 672 code for a protein of 199 amino acids. The transcript is spliced from 3 exons. Gene Ontology annotation, cellular component: nucleolus. The record is from RefSeq and is a predicted model, not a curated record. Gene Ontology annotation, biological process: ribosomal large subunit biogenesis.
CUUCUCUGACAUUCAAAACAUUUUCGUUUAUACACGUGAGUGUCUGACAAGUUCGUGCGGUACGUUACCAAGAUGAAAAUCCGGAAGGUAAAGCGGAGUAAGACGUAUCGGUACAAUGUUAAUAGAAAGCGAUUGCGGAAAACCCGUACGUCGACCGGCAAGAUAAAGUGCCGCACGAUUAAGGAGAACUGGGCGGCCAAUAAAAGCAUUAAAAGCAACCUCCGGGAAAUGGGUCUUGCAGUAGAUCCCAACUUAGCUGUUGGUAUCCCAAACACAAAGCAAGAGCGCAUGAAGAUUGUUAAACUAGUGAACGGCUUCGUGGAGGAAGAUGUCAUCGGCACAGCCAAACAAGGGAAGACUAAGCGGCCACCACGCAAAGCAUUUGUCGUUCAGGAACUGGAGAAAGAAGCCAAAAUGCCCAGGGAGUCGCAGUUUCGGUUGCCACGGGGCGUCGUCAAGGACCUCGAGUAUUUCCUAGAUAAAUUCAAAUUUAAUUACAAUGCAAUGGUCACUGAUCGGAGAAACGUUAACCAGCUCACCUGGCGACAGUUUCGAGCCAAAGUGAAGAAAUUUAUGUCAAUACCGGAGCAAUUCAAUGAGUAUUUGAGAAGUAAAAAUCUGACAAAGGACGAUCUGAGAAAUUGGGAGGAGUAUGAUACCGACGAGGAGUAGGAAUUAGUUUAAGGAUAUUUGUUACGUUUAUUUUUAAAUAUAUAAUUCUUUCAUUAA